Messenger RNA from Diplodia corticola, 630 nucleotides. RefSeq lists its product as uncharacterized. The record is from RefSeq and is a predicted model, not a curated record. NCBI's taxonomy places the organism in Eukaryota, Fungi, Ascomycota, Dothideomycetes, Botryosphaeriales, Botryosphaeriaceae. The coding region runs from base 1 to 630 and encodes 209 amino acids. The transcript has a single exon.
AUGGGAUCGCAGCCAGUCUGGACUGGAAGGAAUCCGGCUACGGUCGGCAUACCCGAUGGAUUCGACCUGGACGUGAAUACGCUUCUCGGCUCGUGUUGUCUUGAAAAGACAAUCCAUGGGCUUAUUGAGAUUUGGGCAGACACUGAGAUAUUCCGGAUGAAAUGGGCGAGAUGGGUUCUAGAGGACCUCGACACAUUUGAGCGGCGUCGGGACGUGGCCAGCGAUAUUGUCGCAGGUAUCAAGCGACAAGGCCUGUUCGAACUGCUUAAGCAUGGGAACCCAUCCCUCACGAGCCUUCGCAAUGCCGGCAAAAGCACUGCCGGACGCAUCGGGUGCGUUUAUCUCGUUUUCUACGACUUCCACGACCCGGACGGCAUCCACACCUGGCGCAAGGUUUAUGCUGGGACCAGCACCGCCUUUCGUGACCGUCGCAAGGCUCAUCGUUGGAUUCGCAAGAUGACCGGACGCAACAAGAAUACUCAGCGUGUCUCUGCUCUCAAGAUGUUCCCACUCUGCCGGCUCGAGGGUAACGACACAUAUAACUUUCGGUUGCGUCUCCUGAUGGAGCAAUGCGCUGUCGCCAUGUGGAACUUGCAAGUUGGCUCCAAGACUGCAUCCUUCCCGGUUUAA